Messenger RNA from Dovyalis caffra, 1422 nucleotides. NCBI's taxonomy places the organism in Eukaryota, Viridiplantae, Streptophyta, Magnoliopsida, Malpighiales, Salicaceae. The record is from the annotation of a GenBank genome assembly.
AUGGCCACUCUUGUUUCUUCUAAUUCACCACUUGCUCGUGUCCUCUAUUCUUUUCUUCUUUUUUGCCUUUUAAGCUCUGUCAAGAAAGACAAUGCUGUUGAAGGAACGAAAGCCUAUUUUCACACUCUCAAAAUCAAUUCUCGCCCCCUAUUAGACGUCUGCAAGGAAUCUUCCAAAGGUACUUCAGUUCUGAACAAAGGAUCAGCAUCCCUAAAAGUGGUACACAAGUACGGUCCAUGCUAUCGACACAAAAGAUCAAUCCCUCCGCCCUCCUUCAUCGAAAUCCUCCGUCGAGACAAACUUCGAGUGGACUCGAUUAUUCAGUCCAGGCGUUCGAUGAAUUGGGCCCGCAAUGUUGAGCACAUGAAGAGUGGGAUCCCGUUCCGUGGUCUAUCCAAAGACACUAUAAGUGACUAUGUUGUCAAUAUUGGUUUGGGCACGCCGACGAAGGAAGUUCCACUCAUAUUUGACACAGGCAGUGGCCUCAUUUGGACUCAAUGCAAGCCAUGCAAGCCUUGCUACGGAAAUGCACCGGUGUUUGAUCCAACCAAAUCAACCUCAUUCAAAGGCAUUCCAUGCUCCUCAAAGCAGUGCCUAAGAAUCGAAGAAGCAGUAUGCUCCUCUAAUUCGAAGUGCAGCUACAUAGUUGGAUAUGUAGACAACACCACCUCCACAGGAAUAUAUGCCACGGAAACAAUAACCUUUAAUCAAUCAAAUUAUGACUUCAGGAACAUCUUGAUUGGAUGCAGCAAUCAAAUAUCUGGUGAUUUAGAUCAAGACAAUUCUGGUAUAUUGGGAUUGAACCGCCAACCUAUAUCUUUUCCAUCCCAAACUGCUGACAAAUUCAACGAACUCUUCUCUUAUUGUAUCCCAUCCACUCCUGGCUCAACUGGUUACCUUACUUUCGGUGGUGAAGUGUCGACGGAUGUGAAAUUCUCUCCCGUAUCCAACAGAGCAGCAUCUUCGGACUACGACAUCGAAAUGACUGGAAUUAGUGUCGGAGGCCGUAAACUAUUGAUAGAUGUAUCGGUUUUCAAGAUUCGUUGCGCCAUUGACUCUGGUACAGUGUUCACUCGGCUGCCUCCGAAGGCAUACAAGGCGCUCAGAUCAAUGUUCCGAGAAAUGAUGAAAAGUUAUCCUCUGGUGGACAUAGAUGAGACUCUAGACACAUGCUAUAACUUCAGGAAUUAUAAGACGGUUACAAUACCUGCGGUUAGUGUGUUCUUCAAAGGUGGUGUUGAGGUGGAUAUCAAUGUGUCGGGGAUCAUGUUUGGGGAUGUGGAGUCCAAGGUGUACUGCUUGGCAUUUGCAGCACUGGACGAGGAAUAUGCAAUCUUUGGGAAUGUCCAGCAACAGACUUACACAUUAGUCUUUGAUGGUGCAAGAGAGAGGAUUGGAUUUGCCCCUGGUGGCUGUGACUAA